Molecule: messenger RNA, 4994 nt
Organism: Oncorhynchus mykiss (rainbow trout)
Lineage: Eukaryota; Metazoa; Chordata; Actinopteri; Salmoniformes; Salmonidae
Source: RefSeq, a predicted model, not a curated record
GCGUGACGCAUAUCAGCACAUCGGACAGUGCAAUCAGAAAACCUGCCUACCAGUUUAAAGAGGAUACAUACCGAGAGUAUAGUCUCGGGAAGCCACGAGCAAGCAAGAUAAGUUAUUACUAAAAGUCCGGAAGUGUUCAAAGUCGCGGAAACCUGAGAAAACAACGAUUUACAGGAUUAGACCUGAUACAACGAGCGAGAGUAAACGAGAGGAAGAAGAAGCUCUGUAUGUCCCAUGCUCCUGGAAGAAGAGUUGCAUGUAGGCCAAAGAACCAGGAUCAGCUGUUCCUAAACCAAUCCUUAACUGAAACAUUAGGAGGGAAACACACAACUGACCUAAGAUCAGCAUCUAGAGGAUAACUUUCUCCUAAUCCUGGUGUUUCCUGGCUACGUGAAUUGUUAUUGAUCUACUUCCUCGUUUAGCGAGAGGGGUAGAAGCCACAGCUAAUAGGCUACCAUGCAGCGCUUAAGGACUACAGUUGCUAGGCUAAGGCCUAUUACGGCCACCCAGACAGUCAAGAGCCAAUCACAGGCCAGGCCGAUGGCAGUGGGAGGGGCUUUGAGGACAUUUGAACCACUGAGGAGUUACACUACGUCGGUGUCGGCCGAGCCUUUUCUGAAUGGGACCAGUUCUAAUUAUGUAGAAGAGAUGUACUAUGCAUGGCUGGAGAACCCUAGGAGUGUACAUAAGUCGUGGGAUAUUUUCUUCCGGAAUGCCAACGCUGGGGUGUCACCAGGCUCAGCCUAUCAGAGCCCUCCUCCUCUGGGUGGUGCUGCUCUGGAAUUGGCCAACGCCCAGGCGAUGGUUGAAGCUCAACCUAACAUGGAGAAGUUAGUGGAGGACCAUCUGGCUGUACAGUCACUCGUACGAGCGUACCAGGUGCGGGGGCACCACAUAGCCAAGCUGGACCCUCUGGACAUCGGUGUGAUAGACUUUGAUGAGUCCCCAGUAAUGCUGGGCUUGAAGAAAGUUGGUGAGAAAUGGUUUUAUGGUCUGGAUGAGUCUGACCUGGACAAGGUGUUCCGGCUCCCCACCACCACCUUCAUCGGGGGCAGCGAGAGCGUUCUGCCCCUCAGAGAGAUCAUAAGCCGCCUCGAGAUGGCAUACUGUCAGUCUAUUGGGGUAGAGUUCAUGUUCAUUAAUGACCUGGAGCAGUGCCAGUGGAUCAGACAGAAGUUUGAGAGGCCAGGUGUCAUGCAGUUUACCCUGGAGGAGAAGAGGACCUUGCUGACCAGAAUGGUUCGAUCCACCAAGUUCGAGGAGUUCCUCCAGAGGAAGUGGUCAUCAGAGAAGCGUUUUGGUCUGGAGGGCUGUGAGUCUCUCAUCCCGGCCCUGAAGACCAUCAUCGACAAGUCCAGCAUGAACGGAGUAGAGAGCAUCAUCAUGGGCAUGCCCCACAGGGGGAGGUUGAAUGUGUUGGCCAAUGUGAUCCAUAAGGAGCUGGAUCAGAUCUUCUGUCAGUUUGACUCCAACCUGGAAGCUGCUGAUGAGGGUUCUGGAGAUGUGAAGUACCAUUUGGGGAUGUGGCACCGUAGGAUCAACCGGGUCACUGAUAGGAACAUCACGCUGUCACUCAUGGCUAACCCCUCCCAUCUGGAGGCUGUGGACCCCGUGGUGCAGGGCAAGACCAAGGCUGAGCAGUUCUACUGUGGAGACACAGAGGGAAAAAGAGUAUGUACACACACAAAUGCACACCGUUUUUUUUCUCUGUGUGUGUGCAUUUAUAUUUCUGUGUGUGUGUUCCAGGUGAUGUCCAUCCUGCUCCAUGGUGAUGCAGCGUUUGCAGGCCAGGGGGUUGUCUACGAAACUUUCCACCUCUCUGACCUGCCCUCCUACACCACCCACGGCACUGUCCAUGUGGUGGUCAACAACCAGGUUGGUUUCACCACCGACCCCAGGGUGGCGAGGUCAUCAUCCUACCCUACAGACGUGGCCAAGGUGGUCAAUGCCCCCAUCUUCCACGUCAACGCUGAUGACCCCGAGGCCGUCAUGUACGUCUGUAACGUCGCCGCCGAGUGGAGAGCCACCUUUCACAAGGACGUGGUGGUAGACUUGGUGUGUUACAGGCGUAACGGCCACAAUGAGAUGGACGAGCCCUUGUUCACUCAGCCUCUGAUGUACAAGCAGAUCAAGAAGCAGAAAGGAGUCCUCCAGAAAUACUCUGAGAAACUCCUAGCAGAGGGAGCAGUCAGCAGACAGGACUAUGAGGAGGAGAUAGCCAAGUAUGACAAGAUCUGUGAGGAGGCUCACGCUCGCUCUAAAGACGAGAAGAUUCUACACAUCAAACACUGGCUGGACUCUCCCUGGCCCGGUUUCUUCAACGUGGACGGCCAGCCUAAGAGUAUGACCAGUCGGUCUACAGGCCUGCCUGAGGAGGAGCUGGUACACAUAGGAUACAUCGCUUCAUCUGUCCCUGUGGAAGACUUCACCAUACACAGAGGUCUGAGUCGUAUACUAAAGGGUCGUGCGACGAUGGUAGGCCAGCGUGUGUGUGACUGGGCUCUAGGAGAGUACAUGGCCUUUGGUUCGCUGCUCAAGGAGGGGACACACAUACGUCUCAGUGGACAGGACGUAGAGAGAGGAACCUUCAGUCACAGGCACCAUGUCCUGCAUGACCAGAAGAUUGAUAGGAGGAUCUGUAUCCCCAUGAACCACAUCUCUCCUAACCAGGCUCCAUACACCGUCUGUAACAGCUCUCUGUCGGAGUAUGGAGUACUGGGAUUUGAGCUGGGUUUUGCCAUGGCCAGUCCCAAUGCAUUGGUUCUAUGGGAGGCCCAGUUUGGAGACUUCCACAACACAGCCCAGUGUAUUAUAGACCAGUUCAUCUGCCCAGGACAGGCCAAGUGGGUCAGACAGAACGGAAUAGUCCUGCUGCUGCCCCACGGCAUGGAGGGAAUGGGACCAGAGCACUCCUCGGCCCGACCAGAGAGGUUCCUGCAGAUGUGUAACGAAGACCCAGAUACCUACCCUAUAUUCUCUGCUGAGGAGUUUGCAGUGCGUCAGCUGUAUGACUGUAACUGGAUCAUAGUCAACUGCUCUACACCAGCUAACUACUUCCACGUCCUCCGUAGACAAAUACUACAGGCCUUCAGGAAGCCUCUGAUAGUCAUUACCCCCAAGUCUCUGCUGCGCCACCCAGAGGCCAAGUCCAGCUUUGAUGACAUGCUGCCAGGUACCCACUUCCAGCGUCUGAUCCCAGACAGUGGUCCUGUGUGUGAGAACCCAGAGGCGGUGAAGAGGAUUGUGUUCUGUACUGGGAAGGUCUACUAUGAACUGACUAGAGAACGCAACAACAGAGGCAAUGAUGAUACUGUGGCCAUUGCGCGCAUAGAGCAGCUCUCUCCGUUUCCGUUUGACCAGGUGAAAGUGGAGACAGAUCGUUAUCCUAAUGCUGACCUGGUGUGGUGCCAGGAAGAACACAAGAACCAGGGUUACUAUGACUAUGUCAAACCCCGCCUACGAACCACUGUUGACCGCACCCGCCCCGUUUGGUAUGCUGGUCGUGGGCCAGCAGCAGCUCCAGCUACAGGGAACAAAGCAGCUCACCUGGUGGAGUUACAACGCUUCCUAGAUACAGCUUUUAACCUGGACGCAUUUACUGAACAGUCCUAACACACUUAUACACUACACCCUAACCCCUAUACCCUACACCUUAACCUUACCUCAGCUGGUGGAGUUACAACACUUCCUAGAUACAGCUUUUAACCUGGACUCAUUUACUGAACAGUCCUAACACACUUAUACACUACACCCUAACCCCUAUACCCUACACCUUAACCUUACCUCACCUGGUGGAGUUACAACACUUCCUAGAUACAGCUUUUAACCUGGACACUUACACUUGAAAGUCUUAGAAGACCCUACACCCUACUCAAUACACCCUUAUACCCUAGUCCCCCACUCCACUCUACCUGCUGGAGUUAUACGCUUUUCACCUGGAUGCAUACACUUGAAAGUCUUAGCACAGGGAUAUCCUAACCCCUAGACCCUGGCUACACCCUACCCUUACCUCACUCUGCUGAAGUUACACCGCUUUUUAGUCAGCUUUUCACCUGGAUGCAUACACUUGAGUUUUAGCUCAAGUGUAUGGUGCUGGUCGUCGGAUGAUAAAUGACCGGACCAAGGUGCAGCGUGGAAGGCGUACAUUCUCUCUUUAUUAGAAACCGUAACACCGGGAAAAAACAAUGAACACAAACCGAACGUCAAGCUAGUCGUGCAUAAAGCAACAAACAAAGACAAGAUCCCACAACUGAAAAAGGGCUGCCUAAGUAUGAUCCCCAAUCAGAGACAGCGAUAGACCGCUGCCUCAGAUUAGGAACCAUACCCGGCCAACAAAGAAAUAUACAAACUAGAAUGCCCACCCAAAUCACACCCUGACCUAACCAAAUAGAGAAAUAAAAAAAAGUCUCUAAGGUCAGGGUGUGACACUCACUUAAACCCUACACCCUCUAACCCUUAUCCCUAAACCAGCAUACACUGGAUCGUCUGCUAUAGAAGACUUCUGCGAUACGCACACUGACUGACCAUAGGUCCUCUUGAACUGUUGAAUCAUGGGGGAAAUGUCCAUGGAGUCAGACAAACAAUGGACCCAUUUUAUCAACCAUACAAAUACUUUUGUACAUUUUCCUCUCUCUCCAUCUCUCCCAUCUCAUUCUCUUUCUUCUCCAUCCCUCUCUUCAUCUGUCUUUUCACCCUCCUUCCUUUAUUCUCCCCACUCAUCCCCUUCUUUUUUCUCUCCUCUUGACCAAUCACUCUCUCCCUCUGUUUUCUCCUCCUCUCUUCUCCUCCCUCUCUUCCACCUCCUGUGCCAAAUGUAAACAAGCUGUUAAGAGAUUACUGGAUGAGAAAUGACUAGUAUAUUAUUAUACUAUUACAUUAUUAUACUAUUAUAUUAUAUCAAACAUUGUAUAAGAUACAGUAGUAACUUAUGGUGAAAAUGUCUACUGGUCUGGUGGGGAUCUCUUUGGAACUAAAUAAAGUAUUUAUUUAUGUUA